This is a messenger RNA of Paramecium octaurelia, 168 nucleotides long. Lineage: Eukaryota; Ciliophora; Oligohymenophorea; Peniculida; Parameciidae. The record is from the annotation of a GenBank genome assembly.
AUGCUUAUGUUGGUAUCUACCAAAAACCUAAGAAGCAUUUGGUAACAGGGUACUCAAUUAAAGAUUAUCUCUAAAAAUCCUUUAUUUGAGUUCAUAAUAAAAAUGAUCACAUCAAAAAUUACUACACUUCUCAAAACACUCAAGUAAGUCUAAAUAAGAUUAGUAUGA